CCUGGCGCGGCGGAGGGGCCCUGCCGGGGCGGCGCUGCCAUGGCGGCGGCGGCGGUGGCGGCGGGGAAGGCGGCGGGCGCGGCCCACGGGCACGGCGAGGGACGAGGCGGCGGCGGCGGCGGCUUCCUGGGGCCGCGGGUGCCCGCUGAGGUGGAGGCGAUGGCGCGGGGCGUGCAGGAGGUGGGCCACGACACCUUCCACCGCCUCCUCAGAGUCACUGUUAAUGCAUUGGAAGGAAAAGACUGCAAAGAAUCUGUCAAGCUGAUUGCAGAAAGCACUAAUCUCUCAGAAGAGCAGCUUGCUUUCCUCAUUUCUGGCAUGUAUACCCUUCUCCGAGAAGCUCUGAGACUCCCCUUAUCGACUUUCAAACAAGAAGUUUUUAAGGAAGACCUAAAGGAGCUCAGGAUACCAGAAGAUUUCAUCACGGACUUUUCCAGUGUUGUCUUUGGUAACAGGCGUCCUGUUUCUGAAGGCACAGCUCUGAUGCAAGGAAGUAGGCUGCCAAAUGUCCAGGACUUCAAGUGGAGAGUGGAUGUAGCUAUAUCCACAAGUUCACUGGCCCGUGCACUUCAACCAUCCAUUUUAAUGCUGAUGAAGCUUUCAGAUGGGACAGCUCAUCGCUUUGAAGUGCCAGUUGCAAAGUUUCAGGAGCUGAGAUACAAUGUUGCCCUUAUACUGAAGGAAAUGAAUGAUUUGGAGAAAAGAAGCAUAAUGAAGAUCCAGGACUGAACACUUCUAAAUCGGGAGUUUACAGAACAGAUCUGAAAUCCUCAGUGAAUUUCAUGAAUGGUAAAGCAGAGGACCAUCACCACUUUGCCUGUCUGAAGUGCAAUGUAGCAUUUAUGUCAGUUGUAAAUAUUUUUUCAAUUCAAGUGUUAAAAGCACAAGCUCUUUUCUUAAGACUUAAAAACAAAAAAUAUAUUGAUGGAAAAAGUAUAAUCCUAUUUGUGACCAUUUUUGCAUGAUUCAUCAAAACAUUUUUAAAUAACUGUCUUAAUAGAUGUAAGAACCAUUUCUUCCUGAUUAUGAUUCAUCACUCUAAUUAUUUUUGAAAGCCUGCUCCCAGAAGCCCCAUCAGUGUGUAUCAGAAGAAAGCCCUGCAAUGUCUCAAAUAAAAAAAAAUAAAAAUAAUAAAAAAAGCAACCCACUGCUGUGCUGUAGUACAACAAAUGUGAAAUUGAUUGAGUUUGGCAUAAGUAAAAUUGCUGUCUGCCUUCUUGGUGACUCAGGUAUAGGUACAGAUAUUUAAAAGCUAAUUUUGAAGAAAAUUGUAAGCCUGGAGACCAAGAAAGAAGUAUGAAUUGAACUUCUAAAACUAAUUCCAUGGAACUGAAGAAGUGGAAAGUGCAAUGCAAGUCUGCCAGGUUGACAAGUAUGGGAUAAACAGUAGUAAUCUCUCUAAGUGGGAAUGCCUGCCUUAGCUCAUGCAUUUCCUGUCUUCAGUGUGAACUGAAUUGUCUGACUCAUUACAGGGCAGAAACCUCUGGCCUGAGAUGGUAGCAAACAGCAGAAGGCAGCAGCAUGGUAGACCACUACAGCUGAUAUACUCAUUAGUAGUGCAAGUCAGAACACAGGAUGAGGAUGAAGGUGACAGGUACGAGGAUAUUCAAGCACCCAAGUCAAAAAAACAGUUAAGCACAGGCUGAAGGUUCUUUUGCCCCAUGCGUAAAGCUUUGAGGAAUUCUGUUAAUUUGAAGCAUAUGUUUGAAGUCUCAUUUAAACUCAAGGGGACCACAGAUAUUACCGGAAGGGUUUUGCCAAGAAGGGAUGCAUUCCUGAAUCAGUGGCUGAAAGUUUUCCCUCAGGAGCAAAGACAUGAAGGCUGAGCAACGGCCAAACAGCAGAGCUGAUGGGCCCUACAAAUACAAGAUUUAUCCGGCUGUCAGAGGUAAUCUAGAACACAUAUGCUGCUACCAGUGUUAAGCAAUGGCUUAACCUAGCUGCUUGCUGGGUUUCUAUCUAAGUGGUGCCACCCAUACUUCUCCUACCCAUGUUGUGUGAGUGUAGAACUCACCUUUAUCACCCUCAUUCCUUGCAGAAAACUACUGAAAUUAAAAUUAUGGAUCUGGGAGGCCUUUUACACUUCAACAGGUGUUUGUGCAGGAAAGGACGAGUUGGUCUUGGAUUUUAAGAAUCACAACAGGCGUAAGACUUCGGUGUUACACUUUUUAAGAGGAGACUUCUUUGGUGGCAGUCCAUACCAAUCUACAGACAGAUGAAUAGCUGCAAGACAAAGCUUUUCAAACCUAUGGGUGAAAGCGUCCUGUAAUUUCAAAUAAUAAACUGGUCAGCCAUUAUUUUGAACUGUUAAAAAGCUGCGUGUCCUAUUUGCUGUCUUUGUAGGGGACCCAUCAACUUACAGUAUGGUUUGAUCCAUAUUUAUUAACUAUUGUGUUUAGCUCACAGCAAAGCAAAUAAAAAUUAGCUUCUCUAACUUCA
Molecule: messenger RNA, 2439 nt
Organism: Anas platyrhynchos (mallard)
Lineage: Eukaryota; Metazoa; Chordata; Aves; Anseriformes; Anatidae
Source: RefSeq, a predicted model, not a curated record